Messenger RNA from Lolium rigidum, 2331 nucleotides. RefSeq names its product wall-associated receptor kinase 2-like. The transcript is spliced from 3 exons. The record is from RefSeq and is a predicted model, not a curated record. Lineage: Eukaryota; Viridiplantae; Streptophyta; Magnoliopsida; Poales; Poaceae. Gene Ontology annotation, molecular function: calcium ion binding; polysaccharide binding; protein serine/threonine kinase activity. Gene Ontology annotation, cellular component: plasma membrane. Gene Ontology annotation, biological process: protein phosphorylation; cell surface receptor signaling pathway. The coding region runs from base 1 to 2265 and encodes 754 amino acids.
AUGAAAGAAGCACGACUCCUGAUGAUUCUCAUCACCUUUCAAGUGGUGGCCCUAUCUGCAACCUCCUCCGGGAUCUCCAUGUCAUUGCCAGGGUGCCCUGACAAGUGCGGUGACGUGCCAAUCCCCUACCCCUUUGGCAUCGGCAAUGGCUGUGCCGCGGCUAGCAUCAACAGGUUCUUCACUAUCACCUGUAACAACACCUUCCAUCCUCCACGGCCGAUGAUUAGUGACCCUUCAGCGUCCACGGAGAUCAUUGACAUAUCCCUGGAGCGUGCUGAGAUGCGUGUUUACGGCCCCGUCACCUACAGCUGCUUCUCAUCAAACACCACCGUGAUGGACAACUACACCGGCGGUAUCACCCUGGUUGGUAUGCCGUUCCUCCCCUCAACAGCCCGCAACCGCUUCAUGGUCAUUGGCUGCAACACCAUGGGUAUCAUUGGUGGCUACACACACAGCACCCCGGACCCAUAUGUGGCCGGCUGCUACUCCUACUGUCAGGGCAUCAACAGCACUACCAAUGGUGCCCCAUGCAAUGGGAAGGGCUGCUGCGAAACCACCAUCCCCACUAACCUCAUCGACUUCGGGGCGAUCUUUAUUAUCAACCAGAGCAGUGUGUGGUCAUUCAACCCAUGCUUCUAUGCUAUGCUUGCAGAGGUUGGAUGGUACAGCUUCAGGCAGCAGGACCUUGUCGGGCGUCUUGGGUUCAUCAAGGAGAGAGCCAAGAGAGGUGUACCACUUGUCCUUGACUGGGCCAUCAGAAAUGGCUCCUGCCCAAAGGAUGGAGCGAAGGCGCCAAUCGGAUAUGCAUGUGUCAGUUCAAACAGCUAUUGUGUGGAUGCAAUCAAUGGCCCAGGUUACAUGUGCAACUGUUCUGAAGGAUACGAGGGCAAUCCUUAUCUCCCCACAGGCUGUCAAGACAUAGAUGAGUGCAAGCUGCACAAGCAGAACCCCAAGUAUACAGAAUUAUAUCCAUGCAAAAAUGGGGUAUGUCGCAACAUACCAGGAGGCUACGUGUGCAAAUGCGGGAUAGGAAAAAGAUCAGAUGGUAAAAAUUCUGGAUGUCGACCUGUGCUGAGACAAGUUGAACAGGUGGUGAUAGGUCUCAGUGUUUCCUCAGUUGUGGUAAUAGCAUUGGCGUGCAUGUUGGCUAUGAAAAUUCAAAGAAGAAAGCACAGGAAGGAGAAGGAACUGUACUUUAAACAAAAUGGGGGUCUGAAAUUAUAUGAUGAGAUGAGGUCCAGGCAAGUGGACACCAUUCAUAUACUUACAGAGAAAGAGGUAAAGAGAGCCACAGAAAACUACAGGGAUGAUCGAGUUCUUGGCUGUGGUGGUCAAGGAAUGGUUUAUAGAGGAACUUUAGAUGAUGACAAAGAAGUUGCCAUAAAGAAGUCCAAAGUGAUCAAUGACAACUGCAGAGAAGAUUUCGUAAAUGAGAUAAUAAUAUUGUCGCAAAUCAAUCAUAGGAACAUCGUGAGGUUACUCGGUUGCUGCUUGGAGGUGGAUGUGCCGAUGUUGGUAUAUGAGUUCAUAUCAAACGGUACCCUCUCUGAGUUUCUUCAUCGCAAAGAUCGCAAAUCAGUGAUCCCCUUGGACCUUAGACUGAAGAUUGCCACACAAUCAGCAGAGGCCCUUGCUUACAUCCAUUCAUCAACUUCUCGCACAAUUCUGCAUGGAGAUGUCAAAUCACUCAAUAUACUCUUGGAUGAUGAAUACAAUGCAAAAGUUGCAGACUUUGGAGCAUCAGCGUUGAAGCCCAUAAAUAAAGAUGAUUUUAUCCUGUUUAUCCAAGGAACUCUUGGGUACCUUGACCCUGAGUCUUUUGUGAGUCACCACCUUACAGACAAAAGUGAUGUCUACAGUUUUGGGGUUGUUCUUCUAGAGCUACUAACAAGAAAGAAGGCCUUAUACAUUGAUAAUCUCGGUGAACAGAAAGCGCUAUCUCAUACCUUCAUAGUGAUGUUUCACCAAAAGAAGCUCCGUGAUAUAUUGGACGAUGAUAUAAUAGGAGAUGAAGUUAUGGUGGUGCUCGAGAAACUAGGUGAACUCGCCAUGCAUUGUUUGAACCCAAUAGGAGAUGAGAGGCCCACAAUGAAAGAAGUAGCAGAACGCUUGCAAACAUUGAGGAGAAUCAAGAUGCAGAAAGUCAGCACAGCAAAUCCUAUGAGGAUGCAUUACCCUGAUGGAGAAUCAUCAACGUCUGACGAGACGAAAUACCAGAGCACGGACACAGCCAAUUUGGCCUUAGAUGUAGACUUUGCAAGAUGAUUAUUGUAUACAUCUUUCUUGGCCUGUUGAUGUAACUAGUGAGUAUAGUAGUUUCUUGAGACACAC